This is a messenger RNA of Dermochelys coriacea (leatherback sea turtle), 984 nucleotides long. It is a transcript of the gene EXOSC1, whose product is annotated as exosome component 1. Gene Ontology annotation, molecular function: RNA binding. The record is from RefSeq and is a predicted model, not a curated record. Gene Ontology annotation, biological process: RNA processing. Lineage: Eukaryota; Metazoa; Chordata; Testudines; Dermochelyidae. The transcript has 8 exons. Bases 106 to 693 code for a protein of 195 amino acids. Gene Ontology annotation, cellular component: cytoplasm; nuclear exosome (RNase complex).
AUCACGUGGGAGAGCGGGCCAAUAGCACCGUCGUUUACAGCCGCCUCUUCUAGCCGGGGCCAAUGGGAAAGCGGCUUUCUCGGGGAGAGGCGCAGAGAGGCAGACAUGGCCCCGCCGGUGCGGUACUGCGUCCCAGGUGAGCGGCUCUGCAGCCUGGAGGAGGGCGCGGCGGGCAGCGGGACCUACACCCGGCACGGCUACGUGUGCGCCGCCCUGGCCGGCUGCCUGGCGAAGACGAGCGAGGACGGAGCGCUGCCCGUGGUGUCUGUGGUGAGAGAUGCUGAGUCCCAGCUCCUGCCAGACGUAGGGGCCAUCGUGACGUGCAAGGUGUGCAGCAUUAACUCCCGCUUUGCCAAGGUGCACAUCCUGUACAUCGGCUCCACACCGCUGAAAUCCGCCUUCCGAGGCACCAUACGGAGAGAAGACAUUCGAGCCACAGAGAAAGACAAGGUGGAAGUUUACAAGAGUUUCCGUCCUGGAGACAUAGUCCUGGCUAAAGUGAUCUGCCUGGGGGACAUGCAGUUCAACUACCUGCUGAGCACAGCAGAGAACGAGCUGGGCGUGGUGGUGGCUCACAGUGAAGCAGGGGCACAGAUGGUGCCGAUCAGCUGGUGUGAAAUGCAGUGCACCAGGACACACUCCAAGGAGCUCCGCAAGGUGGCCCGAGUGCAGCCGGAGUUCCUGCAGACCUAGCUGGCCAUCUUGAGCUGCCAGCUUUGAGCCCUGACAUGGGGGCUGCAGGCAGCCAGCCACUGCUGUCAUCCUUUAACCAGAGCCUAGAGUAACCCUGCAGGCCAGUGAGCUAGGGGCCAGUGCAUGCAGCCUGCACCUGCUGGAGCAGCCACUGGAUUUUGGAUUGUGUUAAGGCUAGCGGGGGGAAUCAGGGUCCCCUCUUUCCUUCUGCAAGUGGCACCUGCCACUGGGGCCCUGUUCUCCAGUUAGGUUUUUAAACUGCUGUGCCAUGAAUAAAUGUUUUCCUGAAGG